GAUGAUAACAUUUUUUUUCACUUGAUCAGUGAUCAGGCUAAAGUAACAUUAUCGUAAUCAACCACCACCACCACCACUGCCUAAUACAAACUUCCUCCUCCUCCUCUCUCUCUCUCUCUCUUUUAAUUCUUCUUUAUGUUGACCCUACUCAGACGAUCAUCACCAUCACCAUAAUCUCCAUCAUCGUUAUCACCACUGUCUCUCUCUCUCUCUCUCAUUCUUUUGUCAUCGUCAUCAUUUCCAUCCCUUGUUACUUAUCCUAAAUCUCACAAGUGACAUUUUCAUCUCGGUCCAGUUCAGUUUACUUGUUCCUCCUUCGAACCCUAAGUGACCUAUCAUUUACCAUCUCUAUCCCACUCUACCUCCUCCUCUACCACAGUCCAACAAUGAAUACUGUCUCACCGUUCCUAUAUCCACAAUUAUCACCAAAAACAAGUGAAAACUAAAUUAAACCAUCAUAACUGGAUUAACUUAUUAUUAAAUCGAUUCAACAACAAAAUCUUUUAUUAUUGAAAAUCAAAAAGUUUCCAAAAAGUUUUCUUCUCGUUCUUACCAUCAUAGUGAUCAAUUUUCUUAAUUAUCUAAGUGAAAAACUCGAAUCUAAAUUUGUUCCACUAAUCAAUUAACCUAUCAACUAAUAACGAAUCAACUUAAAUUUAAAACUAAUUCUUCUUAAUUGUUUAAAUCUUAAUCUACAUCAAAAUGCAUCAAACUGUUUCUCCAUAUUUAACUCAUAACUUUCAAGGAUAUUCAUACUUAGAUAGACGGACGGAUAACGGUGAUUACCAAUUCGAAGAUGUCUGGAAUUGUAACCUUAAUUCAGUGGCCUUAUUACCGCCGGUGACACAAGUAACUCACUCUCAUUCCUCAGGUUCACCUUCAUCAUCAAUCCCCUCGAGCUCAUCACCAUUUGAAACAACCUUUAUAUCAACUCCAACCUCUACUUUAUCAAACUACUCUACUGAUCCUGGUCAACCAUUUUCAUCAUAUUAUGUCAACUCUACAGGUACCACACCUUCAACAAAUAUAACCACCUCAACAUCACCAAUCAACCAAAGUUCAACACUUUGUGACGAUUAUGGUAUUACAACAAUAGUCCCUUUAACCGCAGUACCAAGUAUCACAUUAUCUUCAUCAACAACAUCCUCCUCAUCAUCUCCUGAUGGAGGUAAAACUGAUAAGGAUGCUACAAACACCAAUAUAAGAUCAUCAUCAUCAUCAUCAUCAACAGUGACAACAAUACCAACAAAUACCCUGACCGUUGUUGUUGAUAAUCACAAUUCAACAGGAACAGUAAAAGUAACUGGAAACUUUUACGAUAACAUCCUCAGUAAUCAUGUUUACCCUGUUAAUUGUAACAAUGAAAUUACCUCUGGUAACUUAACCCACCUUGCUGAUGAUGCUAAUAUUGUUAAUUGUGGAUCGAGUUCUGUUUCCUCAGCAGUUGCAACUGCAUCUUCAAUCAUUGAGAAUGGUUUCUCACCUUAUUGCCACAAUCAUGAAACAAUUAACUUCUAUCCAACGGAUAACAUUUCAAUUGAAAAUUUAAAUGAACAAGAACAAGCUUCAGCAUUUUUUGAUCAUCCAACAUCUUCAGGUCUGAAUGGUUCAAUUUGGCCUGGUGAAAAUGUUCACCACAAUCACACUUAUACUACACCGAUUUCAUCGCCCUCAUCUCAGGUCGAUCAGCAUCAACAACCAUCAAAUUACCUUUACCAUCACCAACAUCAAGCUAAUCCAGCGCACCUUCAACCUCAAUACCAACAGCAACAUAUAAGCUUAAGACAACAAUUCGCCAUGAAUGGUGGCAGAUCAUCAUCUCGAGGUUCCAAGGGAGAUGUAAGCCGAUCAAGCGGUUUCAGCGAUACAUCAGAUGAUGAUCGCUCGAUAACCCGAGAUGAGAAACGAGCGAAAGCUUUAAACAUCCCAAUCCCUGCUGAAGAUAUCAAUCUACCGAUAGAUGAAUUCAACGAACGCCUAGCGAAAUAUGAUCUUAACGAAGCUCAACUUUCACUUAUUCGAGAUAUUCGUCGGCGAGGUAAAAAUAAAGUCGCAGCUCAAAAUUGUCGUAGACGUAAAAUGGAUCAAAUAAUAGAUUUACAAAGUGAAGUGGGUCGAUUAUAUUCACAGAAAAAAACUUAUGAAGUUCAACGAGAACAACUUUUAGCCUUAAGGCAUUUAGCUCAAGAAAAAUACACAAAACUUUACAAUUUCAUUGUUUCCACCUCUGGGUGUCCAUCUACUCUAGCAAACUACACCAACAUUGAGAACAAUUAUUCAACACCCUUGUCAUCAACUUCCAAUUAAUUAUACAUGUUAAUUAAAUCUUUAUUUCAACACAUUC
Molecule: messenger RNA, 2344 nt
Organism: Panonychus citri (citrus red mite)
Lineage: Eukaryota; Metazoa; Arthropoda; Arachnida; Trombidiformes; Tetranychidae
Product: endoplasmic reticulum membrane sensor NFE2L1-like
Biological process (GO): regulation of transcription by RNA polymerase II
Cellular component (GO): nucleus
Molecular function (GO): DNA-binding transcription factor activity, RNA polymerase II-specific; RNA polymerase II cis-regulatory region sequence-specific DNA binding
Source: RefSeq, a predicted model, not a curated record